This is a messenger RNA of Orycteropus afer afer, 3957 nucleotides long. It is a transcript of the gene STK36, whose product is annotated as serine/threonine kinase 36. The record is from RefSeq and is a predicted model, not a curated record. Gene Ontology annotation, cellular component: cytoplasm. Gene Ontology annotation, biological process: protein phosphorylation. Bases 1 to 3957 code for a protein of 1318 amino acids. Gene Ontology annotation, molecular function: ATP binding; protein kinase activity. NCBI's taxonomy places the organism in Eukaryota, Metazoa, Chordata, Mammalia, Tubulidentata, Orycteropodidae. The transcript has 26 exons.
AUGGAGAAGUACCACGUGUUGGAGAUGAUUGGAGAAGGCUCUUUUGGGAGGGUGUACAAGGGUCGAAGAAAAUACAGUGCUCAGGUUGUGGCCUUGAAGUUCAUUCCAAAAUUGGGACGUUCAGAGAAGGAACUGAGGAACCUGCAACGAGAGAUUGAAAUCAUGCGAGGUCUGCGACAUCCCAACAUUGUGCAUAUGCUCGACAGCUUUGAGACUGACAAAGAGGUAGUGGUGGUAACAGACUAUGCUGAGGGAGAGCUCUUUCAGAUCCUGGAAGAUGAUGGGAAACUUCCAGAAGACCAGGUCCAGGCCAUUGCUGCCCAGUUGGUGUCGGCCUUGUACUAUCUGCACUCCCACCGAAUCCUGCACCGAGACAUGAAACCUCAGAACAUUCUCCUUGCCAAAGGUGGUGGCAUCAAGCUCUGUGACUUUGGAUUUGCCCGAGCUAUGAGCACCAACACAAUGGUGUUGACAUCCAUCAAAGGCACACCACUUUACAUGUCUCCAGAGCUGGUGGAGGAGCGACCAUAUGACCACACGGCGGACCUCUGGUCUGUGGGCUGCAUACUGUAUGAACUGGCUGUAGGCACCCCUCCCUUCUAUACCACGAGCAUCUUUGAGCUGGUCAGCCUCAUUCUUAAGGACCCUGUGCGCUGGCCCUCCACCAUUAGCCCUUGCUUCAAGAAUUUCCUUCAGGGACUGCUCACCAAGGACCCCCGGCAGCGUCUGUCUUGGCCAGACCUCUUGUAUCACCCCUUCAUUGCUGGCCGUGUCACCAUAAUAACUGAGCCAGUGGCUGUAGAUUUGGGCACCCCAUUCACCAGUCGCCUACCCCCAGAACUUCAGGUCCUAAAGGAUGAACAGGCACAUCGGCUGGCCCCCAAGGGUCAUGAAUCUAGCAUCUUGCGUCAGGCACGUAAACGCAUGGCUGAGGAGGCCAAGCAGAAGAAACACCAGAGCACAGAACCUGCCCUUGAGCAAGAGGACAAGGCCAGUAAGGUGGCUUCUGGCACAGCCUCUCUGCCCAGGCUAAAGGCCACCCCUCAGGAACCAGGCCUCUUGGCUGGGAUCUUGGCCUCAGAAAUGAAGAGCAGCUGGGCUGAAUGGGGGGCUGGAGAGGCCCUCUCGACACCUCGGGAACACCGGCCCACUGUGGAUUGUGAACGAGCAUUCCCAGAAGUGCAGCUGGAGGUGAUGGGCCAGAGGAGCAUUGAUGUUGUAGACCUGGAAAGUGAGGAGCCAGAUAGCGAUGAGGAAUGGCAACACCUGCUAGAGACCACCAAGCCUGUGCCCAUUCAGCUGAAGGCCCCUCUCACCCUGCUGUGUAAUCCUGAUUUCUGCCAGCGUAUCCAGAGCCAGCUGCAAGAGGCUGGAGGGCAGAUUCUGAAAGGCAUCCUGGAAGGUGCCUCCCACCUCCUCCCUGCGCUCCAGGUCCUGAGCAGUCUUCUGUCUGGCUGCAGUGACUCUGUUGCCUUAUAUUCCUUCUGCCAUGAGGCAGGACUGCCUGGGCUGCUGCUCAGCCUACUGAAGCACAGCCAAGACAGCACCACCAUCCAGCAGCAAUCAUGGUAUGGAACCUUCCUGAGGGAACUGAUGGCUGGGAUUCAGGCCUACUUUGCCUGCACCUUCAACCUGGAGAGGAGCCAGAUAAGCGACAGCUUGCCGGUGUUUCAGGAGGCUGCCAACCUCUUUCUGGACUUCUUGGGGAAACUGCUGGCCCAACCAGAUGACUCUGAGCAGACUUUGCGGAGGGACAGCCUUAUGUGCUUUACUGUUCUGUGUGAAGCCAUGGAUGGGAACAGCCGGGCCAUCUCCAAAACCUUUUACUCCAGCCUGCUGACUACACAGCAGGCCGUGUUGGAUGGGCUUCUUCAUGGCUUGACGAUUCCACAGCUCCCUUUCCACACACCCCCAGGAGCCCCACAAGUGAGCCAGCCACUGCGGGAGCAGAAUGAGGAUCUGCCUGGAGCCAUUUCCUCUGCGCUGGCAGCCAUGUGCACUGCUCCUGUGGGGCUGCCUGACUGCUGGGAAGCCAAGGAGCAGGUCUCUCGGUAUUUGGCAAAUCAACUGACCCAAGACAGCAGCCAACUGAGGCCAUCUCUCAUCUCUGGCCUGCAGCAUCCCAUCCUAUGCCUUCACUUUCUCAAGGUUCUCUACUCCUGCUGCCAUGUUAGUGAACACUUGUGCCGUCUUCUGGGGCAAGAGCCCCUGGCUUUGGAGUCAAUGCUGAUGUUGGUCCAGGGCAAGGUAAAAGUAGUGGACUGGGAAGAGUCUACUGAAGUGACACUCUACCUCCUCUCCCUUCUUGUCCUUCGACUCCAAGAUCUGCCUUCUGGAGUGGAGAAACUUGGCAGUGAGACGGCUACUCUCUUUACCCACUCACAUGUCGUCUCUCUUGUGAGCGCAGCAGCCUGUCUAUUGGAACAGCUUUGUCAGCAAGGGGUGACCCUUGACCUCCAGCCUGUGGAAUGGAUUGCUGCAGCCACACAUGCCCUGUCUGCUCCUGCAGAGGUCCGGCUGAUUCCACCAGGUGGCUACGGAUUCUAUGACGGCCUCCUCAUCCUUUUGCUGCAGCUCCUCACCCAGGUACAGGAAAAGACUAGCCUAAUAAGGGACAUGGCUAGUUCAGAAAUGUGGACUGUUUUGUGGCACCGCUUCUCCAUGGCCCUGAGGCUACCCAAGGGGGUAUCUGUGCAAGAAGAAGAGCUGUCACUGUCCAGUCUACAAAGCCCAGAGCCAGACUGGACACUGAUCUCACCUCAAGGCAUGGCAGCCCUGCUGAGCCUGGCCGUGGCCACCUUCACUCAGGAGCCCCAGUUAUGCCUGAGCCACCUGUCCCAGCAUGGAAGUAUCCUCAUGUCCACCUUGAAGCACCUGCUUUCCCCCAGCUUCCUGCAUCAGCUAGGCCAGACUCCUCUGGGGUCUGAGUUUCUCCCCACCGUGGUGCUGUCUGUCUGCCAGCUCCUCUGUUUCCCCUUCGCUUUGGAUGUGGAUGCUGAUCUCCUUGUAGGUAUCUUGGCCGACCUCAGGGACUCGCAGGUUGCAGCCCAUCUGCUACAGGUUUGCUGCCACCAUCUUCUGUUGCCACAAGUCGAGUUGCCCAUGAGCCUCCUCACACGCCUGGCCCUCACGGAUCUCACUUCUCUCAGCCAGUUUGUGAAUACAGUGGCUGCCUCUCCUGGCCCCAUCAUCUCAUUCUUCUCAGUUGCCCUCCUGGGUGACCAGCCUCAGCUGACCUCUGACCUUCUCUCCCUGCUGGCCCACACAGCCCGGGUACUGUCUCCCAACCACUUGGCUUUUAUCCAACAACUCCUGGCUGGCUCUGAUGAAUCCUAUCGGCCCUUGCGCAGCCUCCUGGGCCACCCAGAGAAUUCUGUGCGGGCUCGAACUUACGGGCUCUUGGGUCACUUGCUCCAACACAGCAUGGCCCUGCGUGGGGCACUGCAGAGCCAGACUGGACUGCUCAGCCUUCUGUUGCUGGGGCUUGGAGACAAGGACCCUGCUGUGCGGCGCAGUGCCAUCUUUGCCGUGGGCAACGCAGCCUACCAGGCUGGUCCCCUGGGAUCUGCCCUGGCAGCUGCGGUGCCCAGUAUGACUCAGCUGCUUGGAGAUCCUCACGCUGGUAUCCGGCGCAAUGCUGCAUCAGCUCUGGGCAACUUGGGGCCUGAAGGACUAGGGGAGGAGCUGUUACAGUGCCAAGUACCACAGCGGCUCCUAGAGAUGGUAUGUGGAGACCCUCAGCCAAAUGUGAAGGAGGCUGCCCUCAUUGCCCUUCGGAGCCUCCAGCAGGAGCCCUGCAUCCAUCAGGUGCUGGUGUCCUUAGGUGCCAGUGAAAAAUUAGCCCUGCUAUCUCUGGGGAAUCAGUUACUGCCACACAGUGGUAGCAGUCCCAGGCCUGCCUCUGCCAAACACUGCAGGAAACUCAUUCACCUCCUAAGGCCAACCCACAGCACGUAA